UCACAGGAAGGCGAGCGAUCUACACACGCACGUUACGUUCCUUCCCUUCCCAGUUCCACAUCUCUUCUUAGUUCUUCCUUUUCUUCUCUCUCUCUAAUCCGCCCUUGGCGAACAGCAAUUUCUUCACCUCCGAUCAUCAAUGGCGUCGAGAUACUGGGUGGUCUCUCUGCCGGUGAAGGACUCUGCUUCUCCGCUAUGGAAUCGCCUGCAAGACCAAAUCUCCCGCCAUUCCUUCGACACUCCCCUCUACAGAUUUAGCAUUCCUAAUCUCCGCGUGGGAACCCUUGAUUCGCUCCUCUCCCUCAGUGAUGACCUGCUCAAGUCCAAUAGCUUCUUAGAGUCGGUGUCGCACAAGAUUAGGAGGCAGAUCGAGGAUUUGGAGAGAGUUUCCGGCGCAGAAAGUAAUGCUCUCACUGUUGAUGGUGUGCCCGUAGAUUCGUACCUUACCAGGUUUGUUUGGGAUGAAGCGAAGUAUCCUACGAUGUCUCCUCUGAAGGAGAUCGUUGAUGGAAUUCAUAGUUCAGUAGUGAAGAUUGAAGAUGAUCUCAAGGUUCGUCUAGCUGAGUAUAAUAAUGUUCGCAGUCAGCUCAAUGCUAUUAAUCGCAAGCAAAGUGGAAGCUUGGCUGUUCGCGAUCUGUCCAGUUUGGUGAAACCUGAAGAUAUAAUUUCCUCUGAACAUCUCAUAACCCUUCUGGCAGUUGUCCCCAAGUAUUCACAGAAGGACUGGUUGGCUAGCUAUGAAACUCUGACUAAUUAUGUGGUUCCAAGGUCGUCGAAGAAGCUGUUUGAAGAUAAUGAAUAUGCUCUCUACACUGUAACGCUAUUCCGUCGUGUGGCAGACAAUUUCAGAACAACUUCUCGGGAGAAGGGGUUCCAAAUUCGUGACUUUGAAUAUAGCUCCGAAGCACAGGAAGGUAGGAAGCAAGAGAUGGACAAACUAGUUCAAGAUCAAGAAAGUUUGAGAGGCUCUCUUUUGCAAUGGUGUUACACUAGCUAUGGGGAGGUUUUCAGCUCAUGGAUGCACUUCUGUGCUGUGCGUAUAUUUGCAGAAAGCAUUUUGAGAUACGGAUUACCACCGUCUUUCUUGUCAUGUGUUGUAGCCCCAGCUACCAAAAGUGAGAAGAAAAUACGCUCUAUCCUUGAGGGCUUGUCUGAUGCUGCAAACAGCACCUUCUGGAAAUCAGAAGAUGAAGCAGGGAUGGCAGGCUUGGGAGGCGAUGUCGACGGACACCCUUAUGUGUCCUUCACGAUCAACCUCCUUUGAUCUUGUAUUUAAGAUCUCCCCAUCCGAGUUCCCUGUUUGUGUCAGAGACCCAAAGUAUUUUUAUUGAACAGCAAUAAAGAGAGACGAUGAUGAAGAAUGGUAGUAGUGUAUAUUAGCACUUGGUAGCUCAAAUUCUUUGGUUUUUAAUCGCGAUUGGAGGGUCUCUGUAUGAUUCCAGCUGGAUCUUAUACUGAGAGUGUAAGGCAAGACUUGCGGGAAGGGAAGGUCUUAGUUAAACUACAUCUACAUGACCAUUGUGGAAGAGUACAUUUUCAUUCUUCUCUUUGUCCUGCCGAGAUUUUGGGGUCGUCAUAUGAUUUGGCAUCGUAUCUAUCUAUGUAUUUAAUCCUUGUAUUGUGUAUGAAUGAUAUCUUUCUAUUCAGGUAUGCAAGCUUGCCCU
Molecule: messenger RNA, 1664 nt
Organism: Linum tenue
Lineage: Eukaryota; Viridiplantae; Streptophyta; Magnoliopsida; Malpighiales; Linaceae
Source: the annotation of a GenBank genome assembly